GAGGAAGGCGGGGCCUACCUCUCAUCAGGACCAGUCUGGCUGCACCUGCAUCCUUAGCUCAGAGCAUCCCUGGAGCAUCUUAAGAGGCGACCGCAGCUGGCAACCAGUGACCAGACCGUCGCAGGAGGCGUCCGCCAGAUAUCUUCCCCCUCCCCUGACCUAGCGCUCUGCAGCGGCGGCCUCGGUACUAACCUGGGGUUCCCAGAGUUGUCUAAACAUUGAAAAAACAUUUACAGCAAUAGUCUUUGAUUACGACAUGGCUGAGAUCACCAAUAUCCGACCCAGCUUUGAUGUGUCACCAGUGGUGGCCGGCCUCAUCGGGGCCUCUGUGCUAGUGGUGUGCGUCUCGGUGACUGUCUUUGUCUGGACAUGCUGCCACCAGCAGGCAGAGAAGAAGCACAAGACCCCACCAUACAAGUUUAUUCACAUGCUCAAAGGCAUCAGUAUAUACCCAGAGACCCUCAGCAACAAGAAGAAAAUCAUCAAAGUGCGGAGAGACAAAGAUGGCCCUGGCAGGGAAGGUGGCCGGGGGAACCUGUUGGUGGAUGCAGCAGAGGCUGGCCUGCUGGGCCGAGACAAGGGUCCCAGGGGACCUAGCUCUGGAGCUUGUAUAGACCAAUUACCCAUCAAAGUGGACUAUGGGGAAGAACUGAGGAGCCCCAUUGCAAGCCUGACCCCCGGGGAGAGCAAAACCACUUCUCCAUCAUCUCCAGAGGAGGAAGUCAUGCUAGGAUCCCUCACCUUCUCAGUGGACUAUAACUUCCCAAAAAAAGCCCUGGUGGUGACAAUCCAAGAGGCCCAUGGGCUGCCGGUGAUGGAUGACCAGACCCAGGGCUCUGACCCCUACAUCAAAAUGACCAUCCUUCCUGAUAAGCGGCAUCGGGUGAAGACUAGAGUGCUGCGGAAGACCCUGGACCCGGUGUUUGACGAGACCUUCACCUUCUACGGCAUCCCGUACAGCCAGCUGCAGGACCUGGUGCUGCACUUCCUCGUCCUCAGCUUCGACCGCUUCUCUCGGGACGACGUCAUUGGGGAGGUCAUGGUGCCUCUGGCUGGGGUGGACCCCAGCACAGGCAAGGUGCAGCUGACCAGGGACAUCGUCAAAAGGAACAUUCAGAAGUGCAUUAGCAGAGGGGAGCUCCAGGUGUCUCUGUCCUAUCAGCCAGUGGCACAGAGAAUGACAGUGGUGGUCCUCAAAGCCAGACACUUGCCGAAGAUGGAUAUCACCGGUCUCUCAGGUAAUCCUUAUGUCAAGGUGAACGUCUACUACGGCAGAAAGCGCAUUGCCAAGAAGAAAACGCAUGUAAAGAAGUGCACUUUGAACCCGGUCUUCAAUGAGUCUUUCAUCUAUGACAUCCCCACUGACCUCCUGCCUGACAUCAGCAUCGAGUUCCUUGUCAUCGACUUCGAUCGCACCACCAAGAACGAGGUGGUGGGGAGGCUGAUCCUGGGGGCGCACAGUGUCACAGCCAGCGGUGCCGAACACUGGAGAGAGGUCUGCGAGAGCCCCCGCAAGCCAGUGGCCAAGUGGCACAGUCUGAGCGAGUACUAAUCCUGUUCUCCUCGCCUCUGAUCCCAGGGCCUGGUUGGGCAGGGUGGUGGCGGGGAGAGAGAUGCAGAGAAAAGCGGACUCAACACCUCAUUUUAGUUGUAGAAGAAAAUUUCUUACAAAACAAAUCCCACGAAGAACAUCCCACGUGACCACACAGCUGCAGAUCAGAUCUUAGUGAUGAUGAUUUUUCUCCUUUACAAGGCACUAGAAAUUCUUUUUUUUUUAAUGGGGAAAAAAAGAGAGGGAAAGACCUUACAAGUCUAUAUAUAACAAUGUAACCUUAUACUUGCAUGUCUAAUACAAACUGAGGGAAUUAGCCUAACUGCCGAUAUCAAGUUACAGAUUUUAACCCAUGAAAAUUGUGUUUUGUGCCGAAUUGUAUUUGCUGAUUACCUGAAAUUGGCCUCUUUUUAUUGGGCUUCUCUAGAGAGUUACUCUCACUCCCCACCUCUGCAGAUGAAUAUUUUGCUCUUGUAAAACUUCGUAUUUUCAUUAUCCCCAUCUUUUCUUCCUGUUACCUCUCACAUCUCUGCUCUUUGGCUGAGCUCAAGGUCCAGAGGUCUGCAGUAAGCCAAGAAACAAAGGUGGAAUGGAAAAGGCAGGGUUUUCAGGAGAAAGAGUAUUAGAGAAAUGGGAUGCUUUUGCUGUCAGCGCUCCUACUGCAAAGGGGUAAAGGACAGUCUGUGAUUAAUUUGUGAUGAAGCACAUGAACACAUCAGACUAAUUAGGUAGACUCUGGGUUUACAAAACUAGAUGACUUCUCCAAAAAGAGCUCUGGAGACUUCAAAUUCAGUUCUCGGAUAGUGCCAGUGAACGCAUCCAGCUGCUCCCGAACAGUUGUAGGUGCAAGGACAUGAGAUGACUGCCAUCCCCCUCUCCAACUUGAUAGGGAAGCGGCAGCCGUUUGUGGGUUGAUGGGUUAGAAAUCAUCAAAGGUUUGCAGGAUUAAACUGGCCUUUGCUUUUCCAGAAAUGCCGACCGCUGAGAAGCUUUACAGUCUUCUCAUGUGGCUUAGGUGAGGUUUGGUUUUGCUUCGUAAGGAACAGGGCCUUCAGAGAUUAUUCUUUCUCCUUAAAUUUUUCAAUAAUGGCUCUUAAAAAAUAACCAAGUAAAAUGAGUAAAUGUGGCUAAAUAAAUAACAAAGGUAGGUUGGAUUCUUUCAUAACAUCCUUUCCCUCAAAACAAAGUGCUCAGUUCUUGGAACUUCCAAGUGUCAAGACAACGUGAAGGGAUGAGAAAACCACAGGGUUCAACUCUGCUUCUGCAGGUGGGCAAUAGAGUUGACAGAGGUUCAGCCUCUUGCUGGCAUUAGAGUUCAUGUCUCCUUUCUCCUAGUCUAGCCACAUCUUUAAUGUUGAGACUUUCCUGAUGGCAGAGACUUCAUUGAUAAUACUUAAGCUUAGAUAGGCAGUAGAUAUUUUUGCCAGCCAGAAGAGGAACUCAAAUAACUAGCAGCUUGAACCAAGCCUGAAAGGUAAACCAAGACCAAAGGUCCACGUCCAGACAGACCAUCACUUUCUAACUUGCUUCUGAUCAGGAAGCCAGAACUCUGAGUCUCCGUGGAGAGACUGGAGAUGUUGCCUUUAAUGUUCCCUUAGGUCUUAUGGAUUUAAAACCAGUUGGCUCCCCUCACCCCUUUUGUUGCUGUUUUUUUAAACCUGGAUUCUCGACAAGACAGAGCAGUUCUGAGCAGGCACAGAGGCCACUCUGUGUUCUUGUCACCGUCAGCCCCCACACCCCCACAAUCCUGACUCACUAACUCACCAUCCAUUGGUUGGAUUCACACCACCAGUCUCUAUCCUAUAUACUCCAUGGAGUGUAAAUACUGUAUCAUACGUAGAAGAAAAUAAUUUUUGUUUUCUAAAAAUGCGUUUGGAGAUAGUGUAAUGUAAAUCUGACAGGAGCAUUCUGAAGCCCCAUUAGGAAAAAAUUUAAAUGGUUCCUCUUCAUCGCCUUAAUGUCUAAAGAUUAGAAAUCACUGAGCAACCGCUUUUGUUUCCUUCCCAGAAACAAUGCAAAGCAACAGGUGGAGAGAGCCUGGUCUUUGCCUGCUGAGUGUGCCUCUGUAGCUCCUCCUGACAGUAAGUCUGGAAAAGCCACCUCACCCCACUCCUCUCUUCCCCAUCUCCUUGUAGCUUUAUUCUUUGCAUUCUUUGGGUCUAUUGAGCAGUGGGUGGUGAGGUCACAGAGGGGAACCGUAGUUCCAUAGCCUAGGAGCUGCCUCGGUGUCUUCCUCAGAAAAAGGCAAAGAGGCAGACAGUACAGGGUUCCUCCCUCCUACCUCAGGCCUGCUCCAUCGUGCCCUUGACUUUGCUGUCCCAAAGUUUCUUAGCUGACUUUGGCUUUCACAUUUGUUCCUCCCAUAGCUAACUGAUAAGGGUGGAGGAGGAAUUCUUCCUCCUAAGAGUCAGCUGAAAGACAAGAGAGUCACAUCCUAGCUUUUGCACAAGGCAUUCAUGGUCAGGAAUAGGUUAGGGAAUGGUCACUUCCGUUUUCCAAGAGUCAGUCCUUCUCUGCUGAUAUCUUGAUUCCUUUGGGAAGACAAGAGUUUUCCUUAAUAACGCGAGUCCCUUUAUUAGUUUUUCCUUCUUUCAGUUCUCAGUGGAGUACAGCCAAGAUGUACGUGAUUAUGAACAGUGCUCUAGGUGUGAAAACAGCUGGUUUGUGGGACAGGGGCAGCUUGCUCAGGAGAGGGAAUAACACAGGUCCUUUUUCUUGGAAGCCUUUUAUUAUGGCCAUGAUAGUGACAGUGCCCUCACCAUGACCCUUCUCUGAUGUGGUCGUCUUUCUUUACCUUGUGUCUUCUCUUGUAAAAAUGAAACUCAAAAAUAAAAUAAACGUAUCAAAUUAAAAAAAAAAAAAAAAGAACCGAAAAAGCUAACAUGAAUUGUGUGAAAUUGCAUAAUGCUGUAACGCUAACCUGCAAUAUGUAAUGCUAUCUUGUAUGUUGAAUUUGUUAACGCACCACACAAGUGCAAAAUAAAGACUGAUUCAGAUUAAAUAGA
Messenger RNA from Manis pentadactyla (Chinese pangolin), 4557 nucleotides. RefSeq names its product synaptotagmin 11 (gene SYT11). The record is from RefSeq and is a predicted model, not a curated record. Gene Ontology annotation, cellular component: membrane; axon; synapse. Gene Ontology annotation, biological process: regulation of dopamine secretion; vesicle fusion; regulation of calcium ion-dependent exocytosis. NCBI's taxonomy places the organism in Eukaryota, Metazoa, Chordata, Mammalia, Pholidota, Manidae. Gene Ontology annotation, molecular function: clathrin binding; phosphatidylserine binding; calcium-dependent phospholipid binding. The transcript has 4 exons. Bases 257 to 1552 code for a protein of 431 amino acids.